Daldinia loculata is the source of this 908-nucleotide messenger RNA. RefSeq lists its product as uncharacterized. The record is from RefSeq and is a predicted model, not a curated record. Lineage: Eukaryota; Fungi; Ascomycota; Sordariomycetes; Xylariales; Hypoxylaceae. The transcript has 2 exons. Gene Ontology annotation, molecular function: DNA-binding transcription factor activity. Bases 206 to 796 code for a protein of 196 amino acids. Gene Ontology annotation, biological process: regulation of DNA-templated transcription.
CCUUCCCAACCAAGCUUCUCUCAUUAAUAUUCAAGUAUUUCCGCUUGACCCUAGUAAUAUCAACCUUAACUACUAGCCGAAUAUAAGCGAGCAUCACGAAAAGGAACACUGAUUACGACACAAGCAGUCCUGCCUGUUCUCGAAGACUUGAGAGGCACAACUUGAAAUUACCUAGAUUAGAACAUAAGCGUAGCAGUAAGACGAGAUGAAUUCACGCUCAUCCAAGAAACACGAAUUGAUUCCCAACAAGUCGCCCAAGCCUAGGUCCAGACCUUCGACAGACGACUGGACCGAAGUUACGGAGCCCGAGGAGCGGAGGCGCAUUCAAAAUCGACUAGCUCAGCGAAAGUUCCGAGAGAAAGCCAGAGAGCAGAAAGAAAAGGCAGAACGGGAGUCGCGCGACUUAGAAAACGCAGCCAGCAGCUAUCGCCUCCCUUCGUCGGACGAAAUCGCAGCAGACGACGGCAUGGACCUCUCAGGCCUGCCUUGGGGGAGCCUCAGUAUGACGCAUGUUCUAGCGAGGGGCUACGAGACGGAGAGCAGACGUAGCGGAGGCAGCGGCGACGGGGACGGCGAAGGCGAUAAUAACAACUAUACCAACGACACGAGGCAAGACGACGCGGCGCAGUACUACGCGGUGUCGAGCCCGUACCAACAAUAUCAGACGGUUAACUACGAGAGCAGGACAAAUAGCAGCGGAGGCGACGAUUUCGCAUAUCAAGAUCUGCCGCCGUAUUACUACGACUUCGAUCCAAAUAGCGGAUAUAGUCACCAACACCAUCAUCACCGGACUUAGGCACGGAGGCGAGAAAGGGGUGUGACACAAGGGGGGCUGAGAAUAGGCUGCCAACCCCCCCUUCUCUGUCUUGCUAUUUGCUCUGCCUCGGCGGCGGAGAUCUUGGACGGAU